ACAUGUAAAGCUUGCUUUUAUAGUCAUCUUCUUUCUAGGUCUGGCUCGUUCGUCGCUUGGCUGCCCACUAUAGCCAACAGGGUGAUCAAAAUGUACGAGACGGGCGAAGUGGCUGAUAUGAAUCUCUGUGGGAUCCUUAACGCAGACAUCGAGAUGGUUGUAGAUCCGGAUGCCACGCCGUGCGCUAUGAACACAAUGUCGCUCCUCAUGGUGCUAGCUGUCGGCGUUCUACAGUGUAUUCUCAAUUUAUUUAUCACACUCGUGGUAGUGAACCGUGCUGGCCGCCGAAACACCGUCAUGAUGAUCACCGCUCUUCUGGGCCUGUGUGGGAUCCUUGUCAACGUGGUACCCAACACUGUGGGGACCUCGGUGCUGUUUGCAGCUUUUCUUUUAGGCUACGUCGUUAUGGGAUUGUAUACUGCUAUCGCUGUUGCCCUGUUCCCGACUCAUUUGAGAGCAAUGGCGAUAGCUGUCACGACGACGGCUGGCAACAUUACCACCUUCGCCUGUAUCCAGCUUGUCAACUUUCUGGUCUCCACGCGCUGCGAGCUCGGAUUUUAUCUCUUGGCCUCCAUCUUUGCUUCAACGGCCAUCAUCGCAUCAUUCGUCCCUGACGACCGAUUUCUGCAGAUGCCUAGCCACCCGAAUUACAGGAAAGCAUCGGUCUACACGGAGAGAUUGUGA
This is a messenger RNA of Cydia splendana, 684 nucleotides long. RefSeq lists its product as uncharacterized. Bases 91 to 684 code for a protein of 197 amino acids. The record is from RefSeq and is a predicted model, not a curated record. The transcript is spliced from 5 exons. NCBI's taxonomy places the organism in Eukaryota, Metazoa, Arthropoda, Insecta, Lepidoptera, Tortricidae.